UAAUUAAUAUGACUGACCAAAGUUAUAAAGAAAAGAAUAAAAGUAGUAAAGAUAUAGAAGGUGAAAUUAAAAUUGAUGUUGAAUCGAAUAAUCUGGAAAUAGUAAGAUAUCCUAAAACAAGUGAUGAUGAAGAUUUUGAAAUAAACGUAGAAAAUAAUAAUAAAGAUGUUGUUGAAGAUAAAGUUAGAACAGGAACUAAGAGGCAACGACAUUGUGAUGUUUCUAAUUCACCCUAUUCUCCCACAGUUUGGGUACAAUUCGUAGGUUUGGGUCGAGACAAUAUGGCACCAAGUAUGGGUACUCCGUUGGAUUAUGAUCCAGAAUCAAGAAAUUCAUUUGUGAAAUUAGUAUUUCUUAUAGUUCUAGUUAUGUUGCUGUGUACAGUUGGGUUUAAUUUUUUUGUUUUAUCAUCGGAAGACAUGAGAAACUUUUUCAAAUCUAUGGGAAUUAUUGUUCUCAUACCAGCACUUAUAACAAUGUUAGCAGUGAAUUACGCGAUGGUAUGUUCUACGUGUGCGAGAGUGAUGCCAUGCAACAUCGUGUGUCUCUGCAUUGCGGUAGCCGCCAUGAGUGUAAUUUCGUCAUAUUUCACAGUAAAAUACGACACACGUUUGGUCUUGUAUGCUGUUUUGGCGACAGUAUGCACCGUUAUUGUAUGCAUUAUGUUGGCUUGUAGCAGUUUUGACUUUACCAAAUGGCUCUUGUACGUGGUGGUAAUAGGAGCGGCAGUAAGCGCUGUAAUCAUGAUUGUAUCGAUUACGUGGCUAGUCAGUGACACGUAUUACAAGCCGCUCCAUAUUGUCAUACUCCUUGUUGGCACAGUACUAAAUGUUAUUAUACUUGUUAUGGAACUGCAAACCAUAUUGGGGGGUAGGGCAGUGGAACUCAGUGAAGAUGACUACGCUCUGGGUGCUUUCUUGUUGUAUACGUCUAUAGUUGACCUGUUCCUAAAAAUGUUACAACUGGCAGGUCUUUUUGAUAGUUCAUGA
This is a messenger RNA of Achroia grisella, 989 nucleotides long. RefSeq lists its product as uncharacterized. The coding region runs from base 9 to 989 and encodes 326 amino acids. The transcript is spliced from 7 exons. Gene Ontology annotation, biological process: negative regulation of apoptotic signaling pathway. NCBI's taxonomy places the organism in Eukaryota, Metazoa, Arthropoda, Insecta, Lepidoptera, Pyralidae. Gene Ontology annotation, cellular component: membrane; endoplasmic reticulum; Golgi apparatus. The record is from RefSeq and is a predicted model, not a curated record.